AUGACCCAAUACCAUAUUUUUUAUUUUCGACUGGGAAGCUUUGCUUAAUGUACCGCGGGAGGAAAUACCCGCGUUGUGAUUUGAAGCACGAUUUCGGACCCUGAGGGCGUCAACCGGGCCAGGUAAACAUGUCUGAACGUGAGUGUGUGCAGUGAUACAUCACGUAGUGCUAGCGACGCCACACACGCAGGAGCAAACCUGAGACAUCAUCGCCUGAAGCUGACUAAUUGAGUGGACGUCGUUUGCAGUCGUUCCUUGCUUGUGACUUCAUGAUAUGUCGUUAAACCGGCGCUGAGAUUUCACCAUCAAAAUGUGUCGUGAUUAGACUUGAGACCAGUCCUCACUGAUGGAAUAAUGAGGACAACCAACGGCAUGAUAUCAUCUGAGUUUUCAUGGGAUGCUAUUCUAACUUCUCGGUACCUUGAUUGGCCAAGUUUGUAGAGCUUGUGUUUGCUCUUGUAAAUAUUUAACUUAAGUUGACCUUUGUCAGAGGUCAUUACAGAAACAAUAUAUCUUGCUUCGUUGGCCACUCUCUGACUCAAUAGAGUUUUGAGGGCUGUGUUUGGACAACUGUGAAUCAUCCGCAAGUUUUGGGACGAUACCCAAAGUUUCAGAAUAGGUUGUUAAAAAAUCUCCUGCAACAUGAAUGAAUCGAAUGAUACUGGAAGCGAUGGCCCCUACUACCACGUCUGUAUGGAUUACUAUAACGAACCCAUGUACAAUGAACCAAUAUGGCUGCAGGUUCUCUUUGGUGUUUUCUUCGGCCUGGUAACCGUCCUCGGAAUUGGCGGGAAUGCUAUAGUUUGCUACAUUGUUCUUGGUCACCGCAGGAUGCGCACAGUGACCAAUUACUUCGUGGUCAAUUUGGCCGUGAGUGACCAACUCAUGGCCGUCAUGUGCGUCAACUUCACCUUCUACACGACGCUCUACAUGACCUGGCCGUUUGGUUUGGUCAUGUGCAAAGCCGUAUCCUUCUUUCAAAGCGUCUCUGUCUCCGUCAGCAUCUUUACCCUAGUCGCCAUCAGCAUGGAGCGGUACAUGGCGAUCAUCCAUCCGCUGAGACCGCGUCUAGGCUCCACUGGGACCUUACUGGUGAUCUUGUUCAUUUGGAUCAGCUCCGGUGCCUUGGGACUUCCCACCGCCAUCUACUCUACCGUCUACCUGGAGGACGGGAUGACCUAUUGUUCCGAGGAGUGGGGCCAACGUGGAAACUACAGCUUUGCCACCAUGGUCCUCCAGUACUUCUUACCUCUGGGAGUGUUAGGAAUGGCGUAUACUCGGAUUGGAAUAAGGAUCUGGGCUCGGAAGACACCGGGAGAAGUGGAGGCAAAUCGAGAUAGACGGAUGACUGAGUCCAAGAUAAGGUUAGUCAAGAUGUUCGCCGUGAUAGUGUUCCUCUUCGCCAUCUGCUACCUCCCUAUUCACACCUUCAACAUCGUACAAGACGUUCACCAAUACACCGUGCUCUGCUACCCCUACAUCCGGGUCAUCUACGUCACCGUCAUUGCCGUUGCCAUGAGCAACUGCGUCUACAACCCUUUCAUCUACUGCUGGAUGAAUAGUAAAUUCCGAGACGGGUUUAAGAAUGUCUUGCGCUGCUUGCCUGGGUUACGGCGCCACCAGCGACAGCAGGCGUCUCAGUCUGGAUCCUUCCGGGGAUUGAAGAGGACCAGCACGCUUAACACGCACAUGCAGUCCUGACUAUAGGCCGGCAUUGAAUACAUGAGAACAAGAAGAGGUCAACACCGCCAUGUUUGCCAAUUUUAAAUCAUACCCUGCACGGUAUUUGUUCACACAGAGGGCGCCCUUGUGUGCAGAGUGGGUUGCAGUCGAGUCAAGUAAUGUGCGAAGUAACGGGGAAUGAGCACUGACGAAGGAGUGAUGUUGUCACAGUUUGCUAGAAUGGCUUGUGAGUUGAGUUGAGUCGAGAAAGGAUGAGUUGGGGUUGAGCUGUUUGGAUUUGUGAGGAAUGUUGUAAACUGUGCUUGUGUGUACCAGAAGGGCCGAAUCUCACGCAUUUUUGCGCAUCAGCGCCAUAUGCAUGGAGGAUAGUUCCUUCUCCGAGCCUAAAAAAAUCACUUUCUACCUUCUUGUUCUCAUGUAUUCAAUUAGUAUCUGGCUCCAUGAAAAUAAUUGCAAGUUUAAAUAUUGCCUCGAAGGGAAAUAUUUUUUUGUGGUCGUUAACUUUCUAUAAUGAUGACAUCGCACGUACUGUACAUUGAACUGUAGCAUUUAGUGAACACGUGGUUUGCUUCACCUAAGUUUCCAAUUUCACUAUUAAAUUAUGUGGUUAGAUAAAGCAUCCACAUUAUGGAUGUUAUUUUUUCUGAAAUAUAUAGUUUAAGCCACUAGCAUAAUUCCUUUAUUAAUUUAAAAGUUUUAUACAGUAAAGAAUUAAAAGCACUUAUUUUGGAAGGGAAACAGUGUGUGCAGUUUACGGCGUGCUAAUGGAUAUAUAAAUAGACUGAACAGAAAACUUGG
Molecule: messenger RNA, 2481 nt
Organism: Patiria miniata (bat star)
Lineage: Eukaryota; Metazoa; Echinodermata; Asteroidea; Valvatida; Asterinidae
Product: substance-P receptor-like
Exons: 4
Coding region: 643-1701 (352 amino acids)
Biological process (GO): G protein-coupled receptor signaling pathway
Cellular component (GO): plasma membrane
Molecular function (GO): tachykinin receptor activity
Source: RefSeq, a predicted model, not a curated record